CCCGAUGGCGGAAGGUGGAACUUCCUGUUCUGACCGGGGCGCCAGUUUAGUGUGUGUCGAAAACUACGGAGUGGUUGGCUGGUGAAUGACGAUCAGAGUAUCGGAAAAGGUGCUCUCAUUGCUAUUUGGGUUUGUGGGCGGGCAUAGAAGAAGGCGAUAAAACCGCGGUUGUAGCCGAGGUGAACAGGAAGAAGAAGGGAGAAGAAGAAAGAGAACGAGCCGGAGAAAAAAAGCGUAAGGAAGGUGCCCGUGACCGGAGGAUGGAAGCGGAGAAGAUGGAUGAGAAUGAAUGGCGAUAUCACGGGGAGGGCAACAAGAGCCUCGUCGUCUCCCACAGACAGCAUUGCAUAGUACUGCGCUUCUUGAAAUUUCCUCCAAACCGAAAUAAGACACCAGAAGAAAUAUCUCAUCAUCUUCAGAACAUAGUGUAUUUUGGCAAACACAUCAUGAAGCACUUUUUUGGGGAGAAAUAUGUUCAUCAUGGGGAAGUUGUCCAGCUGUCUUUGGACUUUGUGAAACAACUUUGCUUAAAGAUCCAGGCAGAGAGGCCAGAAUCACGCUGUGAUAAAGAGAUGGAUUUUCUUAGUGGUUAUGCUUUGUGCCUUCCUAAUCUCACCAGGAUGCAUUUUGUUGAACAUCGUCCUAAACUUUGUAUAGAAAUUAAGCCAAAAUGUGGAUUUCUCCCCUUUUCCAGUCAUGUUUCACAAGAUAUAAAAUAUAAAGUUUGUCGUUACUGCAUGCACCAGCAUCUAAAGGUAGCAAAAGGAAAAUGGAAACAUCUAAGUAAAUAUUGUCCGCUAGAUCUGUUUUCAGGAAAUAAACAGCGAAUGCACUUCGCCUUGAGAAACCUAUUAUAUGAAGCACAGAAUAAUUUAAAAAUAUUUAAGAAUGGUGAAUUAAUUUAUGGCUGCAAAGAUAAUGAGGAUUCUCUCUCUGAUUUGAAUGAACUUGCUUGCCACCUGAAACCUUUCUUCUUUCCUUCAAAUGGCCUGGUCAGUGGGCCUCAUUGUACAAGGACAAUUCUGAAAGAGUUGAUCCAUGUAAUAACAACAAUUCUACUGAGUAAUACAGAAACCUGUAAAGCAGGUGAUUUGAAGACAGUUCCCAGCUCACAAGGAAGGAGUUAUUGUGAAGCCAGUGCUUUCAGUAAAGAGCUAGGGCGGAAUGCUAAAAACAAAAUAGAGACCUCUGGCUUGCCAAGGGGAUGUCUCCUUUACAAAACACUUCAGGCUCAAAUGCUGGAUACACUGGAUAUAGAAGGGGUUUAUCCUUUGUACAACAGAGUUGAACAAUACUUGGAAGAGUUUCCCAAAGAGAGGAACGUACUACAGAUUGAUGGGCCUUAUAAUGAAUCAUUCUAUGAGAAGUUAUUAGAUCGCUCAAGUGAGGAUGAUGGAACAAUAACAUAUGCAUUGACAAAGGUUCAGCAGUAUAGAGUUGCAAUGACAGCAAAGGACUGUUCCAUAAUGAUUGUGCUUUCACCUUGUCAACAAGAUGAAUGCUCUGAGCAGAGGCCAGUGGUUCUAACAUCAAAAUCAAGAUUCACCUUUUCAGUUUCUGUCCUGGAUUUAGACCUGAAGCCAUAUGAAAGCAUUCGUCAUCAAUAUAAGCUUGAUGGGAAGAUAGUGAACUAUUACCUGAAGAGGACACAAGCCAAAGAUGACUCAGUAAUGUCAAAUCUUUUAAAAGAAAAUGAAGACUGCACACUAGUCCUCCAUAAAAUAAACACAAAAAAGUCCCGAGAUUGCCUUGAAGAAUGCAUUUAUUGUGAGAGAUAUGUACUAUUAGUUUGAAUGAAAUGACUAUUCUAUGACUGUAGAAGAGAAUUUGAUUGUUCAAAUGUGGAAAACCAGUAUCCUUAUUAAAAUUCUAAAUGCAGCUAUAACUAUAUAUGAAUUGCUGAGUACCACUUGUUUAAAAUAAAUAAGGUGAUCUGAUCAAAUUACAAAAUUUUUGAUUAGAAAUAAUUCUAGAUUCUUAAUACUUCUUAGACUGCUGCUUGCAUAUGUAUUGUCUCUUAUGUUCAAAGUGAUCUUAUGUAGUUGUUCUCCGAAUUGUUCAAAACUUAUUAAAAAGAUUUAAUGUAUAAAGAACCCCCCCUUUCUUGAAUAAUGAUAAAAACAAUUAGCUCCCUUAUUAAAAAGGAGGUUUUAGAAAUUAUGUAAUGUAAACAGUUACUAUUAUAAUUAGCUAUUUUCAGCAAUUCUCUGCAGCAUAUGCCUCAUUAAUAUCCUUUUCAGUUGCCUAAGCCAUUCUGAGGUUUCAGUGGGUAACAAUUGAGAAGUUCAAAAUAUUCCCAUGAAUUUUCUCAAUAAUAGUUCUUUAUUUUUCUGUCUGCAUUUUUGCUUGACUUCUCUUUAGACCUUCAACAGUAGCCAUUUGCUUUGCUAGGGCAUACAAGUUCAGUAACAAUUGGAUUUUUUUAUCCUGAGCUCAACAUUAUUGAAGUAUUAAAUGUUCUCAGCAAAGGGGGAUCUCUCUCUCUCUCUCUGCAAGGGUUGUUAGGUCUUUUUUUU
Messenger RNA from Notechis scutatus (mainland tiger snake), 2516 nucleotides. Lineage: Eukaryota; Metazoa; Chordata; Lepidosauria; Squamata; Elapidae. The record is from RefSeq and is a predicted model, not a curated record.